Molecule: messenger RNA, 8856 nt
Organism: Phasianus colchicus (ring-necked pheasant)
Lineage: Eukaryota; Metazoa; Chordata; Aves; Galliformes; Phasianidae
Gene: SLC44A1
Product: solute carrier family 44 member 1
Biological process (GO): choline transport; transmembrane transport
Cellular component (GO): plasma membrane
Molecular function (GO): choline transmembrane transporter activity
Source: RefSeq, a predicted model, not a curated record
CGGGGAGGCUGCGGGGGCGCCGUGGCGGAGCCGUUGAAGGAGCGAAGCUCUCUCGACAGAGCCCGGCGCUGCCCCGCGUCGCCUCGCCCGUCGCCGCCGCCACCGCCACCACCGCCCCGGGGCGGGCCGUCGCGGCGGGUGGAUGCCCAGCGCCUAGCGGGCACCGCCGGGGCGGGGACGCACGGACGCCAUGGGCUGCUGCAGCUCCGCCGCGCAGAGCUCCAAACGAGAAUGGAAGCCUCUGGAGGACCACAGCUGUACAGAUGUACCAUGGCUGCUCUUGUUCAUCCUCUUCUGCAUAGGGAUGGGCUUUAUCUGUGGCUUUACAAUAGCUACAGGAGCAGCUGCAAGACUGCUUUCAGGAUAUGACAGUUAUGGAAAUAUCUGUGGACAGAAAAAUGUCAAGGUGGAGGGAAUAGCCAACAGUGGUCUGGACCUCACACAGAAGAAGUAUGUAUUCUUCUUGGAUCCAUGCAAUAUUGAUCUGGUACAUCAGAAGAUCAAAUCUCUUGCUUUGUGUGUAUCGGCUUGCCCAAGGAAAGAACUAAAAACUUUGGCUGAUGUUCAGAAAUUUGCAGAAACUAAUGGAUCUACUCUGUGUAGCUAUGAACUACUGCCAUCAGAAUAUACAACAGAUCCAAGGGCUGCCAAGUUGUGUCCUAAAUAUCCUGUUCCAGAGAGUGCACCUAUUCCAUUCUUCCAUCGCUGUGCUCCUGUGAACAUUUCCUGCUAUGCCAAGUUUGCAGAGGCCCUGAUCACCUUUGUCAGUGACAGUAGUGUCUUACACAGGCUGAUUAGUGGAGUUAUGACCAGCAAAGAGAUUAUAAUGGGACUUUGCUUGUUGUCACUAGUGUUGUCCAUGAUUUUGAUGGUUAUAAUCAGGUACAUUUCAAGAGUACUUGUCUGGAUUUUAACAAUUCUUGUCAUUCUAGGAUCACUUGGUGGUACAGGAGUCCUGUGGUGGCUCUAUGCUAAAGAACGAAUGUCUGCCAGUACUGUUGAGACUCAAAUAGCCAAAGAAAAUCUUCAGGCUCUCCUGAUCUAUGCCAUUUCAGCUACUGUCUUCACGGUUAUCUUGCUGUUGAUAAUGUUAAUUAUGCGCAAACGAGUAGCUCUCACUAUUGCCUUGUUCCAUGUGGCCGGCAAGGUCUUUAUUCACCUGCCACUGCUAGUCUUCCAGCCAUUUUGGACAUUCUUUGUUCUUAUCCUCUUCUGGACAUAUUGGACCACAGUCCUACUUUUCCUUGGUACUACAGGCAAUCCUGUCCCAAAUGAAGAAGGAUUUGUUGAGUUUCGGAUGACAGGCCCCCUGAAGUACAUGUGGUGGUACCACGUAGUAGGACUCAUCUGGAUCAGUGAGUUUAUCCUAGCCUGUCAGCAGAUGACAGUAGCAGGAGCUGUUGUGACGUACUAUUUCACAAGGGAGAAAAGGAAUCUGCCAUUUACUCCUAUCCUGGCAUCUGUUAACCGCCUUGUAUGUUACCAUCUAGGAACAGUUGCAAAGGGGUCUUUCAUUAUCACAUUGGUGAAGAUACCACGAAUGAUUCUUAUGUAUAUUCAUACACAACUCAAAGGAAAAGAAAAUGCUUGUGCUCGCUGUAUGCUUAAAGCCUGCAUCUGCUGCCUUUGGUGUCUAGAAAAGUGCCUGACCUAUUUAAAUCAGAAUGCAUAUACAGCCACAGCUAUCAACAGCACCAACUUCUGCACCUCAGCAAAGGAUGCCUUUGUUAUUCUAGUGGAGAAUGCUUUGCGAGUGGCUGCCAUAAACACUGUUGGGGAUUUUAUGUUGUUCCUUGGAAAGGUCCUGAUUGUCUGCAGUACAGGUUUGGCCGGGAUUAUGUUGCUGAAUUAUCAACGAGAUUACACUACCUGGGUGCUGCCUCUCAUAAUUGUCUGCCUCUUUGCGUUCCUGGUUGCUCAUUGCUUCCUUUCCAUUUAUGAAAUGGUUGUUGAUGUCCUUUUCUUAUGUUUUGCCAUCGAUACAAAAUACAAUGAUGGAAGCCCUGGGAGGGAAUUCUACAUGGAUAAAGUUCUCAUGGAAUUUGUGGAGAAUAGUAGGAAAUCUAUGAGAGAAGCUGGCCGGGGAGGUGGAGCUGAGGGCAGAGAGCUAAAACCAAUGGCCUCUGGAGCAAGUUCAUCUUGAAACUAGCCAGCCAUAUUGGAACCCAUUGACAUUCCAAAACAAUAUAUAUAUACAUAUAUAUACAUAUAUAUAUAUAUAUAUAUAAAUAAUCAGCCAAAAUCAGAGAAAAGGAACAGGGAUUUAAUACUUUUUUUAACAAUUAUUUUUGUGAAACAUGUACUCUUUUCAUACGGGUGGCUUUUACAAGCAGCUUUAUCAUUGUUCCAUUUUUUUUAAUUGAUUCAUUGUAGUCACAGAAAUGUUGAUUCUUAUCUGCUUGAUAUUUCACAAUCUGGAGGAGGAAUCAUUGUAAAGAUAAUUUUAAUGAUGAUUGGGUUUAGAGACAGAUUUCCUAUGACAUGGCUAAUCUGCUGAGAGCUUUUUGUUUAGUUUGUGUAAAUUUGCAUUAAAUCUAGGAUAGCUACACAUAAGCAAAACAUUCAAAUCAAGAACAGUAUUAAAUUAGCUUUUUAAAAGGUAGUUUUAGUGCAAGUUAAUUCAGUUCUAACUGGUUUGUAAGCAGUCAUUUUAUUUUACGGCCCUGGCAGGGCCCCAUUUUGUUUAUCAGUAUCAGAUAUCACAAUAACCAACUCCUCAGGUAUUCACAUGUGUGGGAGCCCUUGCAUCUCCUAUUCAGCAGAAACUAGAAAAUGGGGAAUAAUGAUUUUUAUAUGCAAUUUACUUCGUGUUUUACCCUACUUACCCUCUUACCAAUUCCUCCCCCCUGCCCUGCCCCAAAUUCAGUAGCCUCCUUCAAACGUCAACAGUGCUCCUUUAGGGACAUAGAUUCUCCAUAUGAGCAAUUCAAAGAACAGAUUAUUAAAGCUCAGUCUUAGUCAUACUCAUGAUUAAUUCAUGACUUGAUGUAAACAUGCUGAGGAUGGAAGGAGAAAUGAACUGUAAUACUGUACAAACAAGUACUCUAUAGUUCAUUUCAUUUAAUGUCAGAGAGGUUUGGGAUGUGUAAGGGACCAUUCCUUGCCUAUUGUUUCACCCAUAUUUCUAUGUACUGUAGCAGGUGGUUAAAACAGGAAAGGGCAGAUAUACAUUUAUUUGGAAGUGUAACUGCCUGGGAUAGUUAUUUGAAGUCAUCGAAUAAUGAUAAGAGAACGUGUUUUGUUUUGUUUAUUUUAAAAAAAAAAGAAAGAAAGAAAAAGCAGCAGUAGUAUGGUUCUGAGAUAAUUGCAUUUCUUUCAGUCUGGAAGUUCACCAGAUAUGAAUGCUAAUAUUUUGUUCAGCCUAAUGUUAUGGUAAAUGGUUAAAAGUGUAUUUGCUAAGAAUUCAUGCUCUGUCAAUGCUAUAUAGUCCUUUUGUUACAAUUUUUUUAAGAAAACUAUUUUUGUUAAUGUAAAGUUAAUACUUCAGAGCAGAAUUUUUAAACUUAUUGCACUAAAUAUAAGCUCUGUACAAAUAAAUAAUGCCUCAAUGGUUUGAUCACUCCAUUCAAGAAAAGCUUUUGAAAGAGAAAAGCCCUUCUGUGGAAGCUUUGCAAUGGAGUGGAGAGGUAUGUCUAGUCAAAGAAACUCAGUUGUACUUAUGGUUUAAAGAAUAAGCAGUUCUCUGUGCUUCGUUUCAGAGGAUCAGGCGUUUGAAAAAUAGAGUGUCAUGUAACUAAUCAGUGCUCUUACCUCUUGGCAAUAGUGAAAUGUUUCACCUUUGCUUCUAGAAGUCGUUUGAUACUUACAUUUGUUUAGUUUUCUUUCAGUAAGCCAAUUAAAAAGACUUACCGUUUUCAUAUCACAGAAACCAAACUGUAUGAAAAGAAAAUAAAAAUAUGUUUAGAGGUGGUAACUGCUGGGGAGAUGGGAAGACAGAAUUACCCAGUCUUGCAAGCACUAGACACUUGUUUAACCAAAUCACAUCAGCUCCACUGAGUUCAGGAGGCUGUCUAAAGUAGUGAAAUUGUAAGAUACAUUUGUGUGUACGUUAACUGAACUAGAACUUCAGCCUGGGAUUCAGACUGGAGCACUGUCUGGUGAGGCCUCUCAAGGUGAGCUAGAAGUCAGGCUAUUUAGAAGAAGCCCUGUAACAGCCUUAAGCUUGUGGAGAGAAAGCAUUCCUGCUGUUAAACCUGUUGCUAAAGCUUCAGUUGCACUGAACACUGUUGUCUGUGUAGAUCAGUGGGGUUUAGCACAGAAAUUUAAAAACUGGCUCAUAUGAAUCCUAGAAACUGGAUUCCAAGGCUAAGAGACUUCUCACAUACCCAGUUGCUUCCAGAGAACUGUAAUUUCCAUCUUGUUGGAAAUUAUUGGAGGUGCUUUGAUCAAAGCCUUGGAUUCUGCUCAUUUUGACAACAAAUAUCUGCCGUGACAAGUUCUGCAAGUUUGUGCUCUCUGCUCACUGGAAGUGGGAGCUUUUCUCUGCAAUCGCAACUAGAACUGCAAUUGGAAACAAAUUUUGUAUUUUUGUAUGACUUGACUGUGCACCAUUUUUAUAGCAGUUUAUCCUGUUUUAAGAACAAAUUUGAUUUAUUUACAUGGUGUUUAAGAGAUACAGGCAACACUUUUCUAUGGUAGCUGUAAAGUUUAAGUGACAAACCUAUAUCAUUACAGAGUUCUUAAUAAAAUCAUAUGUACCAUUCUUGUGUAUCUGGCAUGCUGAGCUUUUCAGUCAUGCCGAACUGCAUUCCAUCAACAUGCAGGCUUUCCAGUGGCCCUUCAAAGCUUUUGAAUGUUCUUUGAGGUGAAUUGCAACCAGAUUGCAAGCUAUCCUCUUCCAGUGUGGUCUUGUGCAAGGAGAUAAGUAGAAGAUUGGAGUCUAAAAAAACUUUUCAGGACAAGCCUAAACUCUGCUUUCCUCCCUUAAUGGGAGUAGUGGAGAGCACUUGAACUGUAAAUCCGUAGUUGGAGUAAAGGUGCUAGGGACUUCCAAUUGAGAUGGAUUAAAUACUCUUUUUGGCAUCAGUAUAUGGACUGCUUUGUGGGAAGCAGUCUGCACCACUUAGACUGUUCUGCACUGGGAAUAACACUGCAGGAGGAGGAGAUACAGAAAUAAUCUCCUUGGAAAGCCCGCUGAACCAAGCAGUGCGUGAGGACUGGUGAUUUGAGCCAGUAUAGUUACUGGUUCCCAGCACUUGGUUUCUGCAGACAGUCUGGCACAUAGCAUCUAAUCAGCUAGGCUCCAAAGGUAAAAAGCUUGCUGUUCUUUUAAUUGUUUAAUUCUUUUUAUUUUGUUAUCCUCCAUCUUAUUUGGAGGCUGAGCAAUGUAUUAUUGUUGCUUUGGCAGAGGUUUGAACUAGAUAAGGUCCUUUCCAACCCCUGUGAUUCUUUCAACCUUAAAGAAUCUUUGUUCUUUUAGCUCUUGUUUCUGUAUUGCUCUUUCAGUGAAGGAGUACCAAGCGGCUGAGUGUCAGCUCCCCCUGUCCCACUGAACUUAGCCCAUGCCUUCUCACCUUCCCAAGGCAAUGAUAUCACCUGGACUGAAUGGGAGGGGGAGUAGGUGCAGAGCUGAAAUUCUGAGAUGUUUUUUUGUGUGUGUUUGUAGUACCACUCCAUCACUGUGCUUGCUGUGAUUAGGAGUGAAAUGCAUUACUUCCACAAUUCCAGUGCUGCUCUGCAGCUAAGCUCAGCACGUGGUAUGGCCAAUUUAGAACUGCAUCUUCAGCCUUCCAUGAGCUUUUGUCUGUACUCCCACCUGCCAAAAACAAGAUUGGGUUUUACGUGUGGCCUUAGCUUGGUGUGGUAAGCCAAGGAUGUUCAGUGUAAGGAAGCAUGUCCUAGAAUGGACAACAUCAAGUGGAAAACCAAGUACAUACUGUCAUGGGGUUUACCCUGCCUGCCAGGUAAGCCCUAGUCCCUUUGUGCCUUCCUUUCCAGGAGGACUGGGGGAAGAAUCAGAAUGUGGGUUGUGGUAAAGACAGUUCAUUAAAUAAUGGGAAAAAAUCAAGGGGAAAAAAAAACAACAUCAACCAAGUGUUGCAAAGGCAAUCACUCACCACGUCCCGCCAGCAGACUGAUGCCCAGUCAAUCUCUGAAUAAUGGCUACUUUGGAAGACUCUCUCCCUCCCCCUGUUUUUUUGUUUUGUUUUGUUUUGUUUUCUGAGUGUGAUAUUCCAUGGCACAGAGUAUUUUUUGUGUGGUUUGGGCCAGCUUUCCCAGCUGUGUCCCUUCUUAGCCCUUGCCCACCCCCAGCCUUCUCUGCAGGAAGGGAGAGACAGAGAAGGCCAUGACCCUAUGGGAGCACCGCUCAGCAGUGGGUUUGUACACUGUGUGCUACCAACGCUGCUCUGAUCACAGAUCUAAACACAGUACCAUAUGGGCUCCUGUAAAGAAAAUUAUCUCUGUUCCAGCCAAAUGCAGCCCCCAGGUCCACUUACCUAACUGUUAACCCAAGACUCACUUCCCACAUUUCUGUACAGCACCUUCUCAGGGUGGUUACUUCUUUCUGAAAGGGCUUUUUUCAGAGUAGGCAAUGAGUCUGCUCCACAGUGCUCCCAUUAGGGAGGGAGCAGGGUAUGCUGACUCUUACUCUUUCAGCACAAAAUGGGGAUGUAAAGCAGAAAUGAGCCCUGUCUGUAUAGCGUCCUGGCAACUGAGCAGCCAGCGCUGAAGACAACAUAUUUAAUGUGCCCUCAGGGCCUGCACUUUAGUGGUUUGCUCUGAGUAGUUAUGAUGUAUUCUAUGAAUGUAUGUUACAGAGUCAGAAUAAAUGCAUGUAGCAGACAUAUACUCAUCAUCACCAUCCAGUGAUCAUUUGGUUCUGAAUGCAUAUUACAUCAUGUAUUGAACAUGGCACAGUCAUUUUAAGAAACGUUAGAGUUUAAAAGUAGAUACCUAAUGGUGCACAUCCCAGUUUUGUAAAUCAUGGCUUUGCCUGUGCAGAUACUGUUUACUAAAUCUGAACAUCUCAAGCCCAUUGUUUCUUGAACAGCUUGUGUGUCACGUUAUCACUACUGAAGUUCUGUUUCAUCUUUGUGAAAAAACAUAGCUCCUUCCCAAAGGAGGAAACUCCUUCCCCUCCAUGGAAAAAAAUACUGUUUCAUGGAACAAAACCCAACAGACUUACAUGAAGCAUUUCUUGUGCUCAGCUUUUUGUUGGGACAAUGGAAGUUUACUCCAAAUAUUAAAUUUUUUCAGUGCUCUUCCAACUGUUUCACCUCUGCUGUUAUUUCCAUCACAUUACGAGAGAGAUAAUGGAGAUUAGUAACUUUAUAUUUCUUGUGCUCUGUAGCAAAUACUGUUCUCAAGAUUUUUUUUUAAAUAUAUUUAGAGAGAUGAGAGAAGAGAUGAGUUUUAUCUCUUGUGAUGUGGGUCAUACACAGAAGGCAGAAUUUCUGGUCUGGGAUGGAACUGUGAGGUAUCUUGCAGUGUUUGCAAGCUGAUGCAACCAAGCCAAAGCUCUUUAGGGACAUUAGGAUUAUGAGAAUAUUUCCAGGGAUAAUAGGUAGCACGAAUCCAUCUAAAAUAUCCAUUGGGAGGCUAAAAUACUUGGCAUUCAUUUGAGAGAAAUCAGCUAAACCAGAACUAUAGAAAACUAAGAAACUUCGUCACAUUCUACUCCCUUGUCUCACUGAAGCCAUCACAUGAUAUAUGAAUAUACUGAGCACAAUUUGGUAUUUUAAGCAUUUGGUAAUUAUCUGGAAAAUUGUAGGGCUCCCUCCAGAGUCAAACUUGCAAGAAUUUUGAGCUGAAGUAAUAGGUAACUGCAGAAUUAGCCAAAUGUCUGAAGUUUCAGAGACACCUCUGGCAUCUCUGAAGUAUUUUAGUAGCAGUGGUGGCUGCCACUCCUCAAGUGUGCCAUCUCUCCCCUCUUGCUUGAUUGAAAUAUGGGCAGGUAAUGACUACUUCAGAAAGGAGUGUGAUUGUGAAGCUGAAGACUCCUGAAAUCCAGCGAAAGCUGAGCACUGACUGGAGUCCCUGUGAAACUCAUGAUUUUUAACUUAAAAAUAAUUACUGUAUGUGCUCCGGUGUUGGUACUGGAUAGAUCCAUCCCUGCUCAAACUGAAGAGUAUCUCCUUAGAAAAACAAAGCAGCUGUGGGAUCAUCUGUCUGGAGGGGGAGAGGAGGAAGAACACAACAAAAGUUUGUUUUGUUGCUAAUAUGGGCCAGGGAGCAAAUGCCAGAGGCCAGUGGAGCCAUGGAGAGCAGAGUUUCACAGGUAGAAAAUAGUUCACAGAAUCUUCAUAGUAAAGAAAAUUCAUGUUCCAUUUCACAGACAUCUCACAGCCAUGUCCCCUGUGCCCUGCUUUUAUUUUGCUCUUCAGAGCAAGAAAGGUGUAAUCUUACGGAAAGGAAUUAUUUUUAUACUUUGGAUUGUGUUGCUGGUUACAGUAACUGUGAUAAGGAAAAAGGAAAAUCUUCCAAACAAAUGUUAAAGGCUUGACAGUACUCAAAAAAAUUCUUGUGUUGUCAUAGCCCAUCAAAGCUUCAUGUAAAAAAAGAGUUUUUCAUCCUCUUUCACUCACAGUUCUAACAGGGAAGUUAAACCCCUGAACUGGUUGAAUAAUGUACAUUCAACUAAAAUAAAUUAACAACUGCUUCAUUUUUCCAGUGGAAUGCCACCUCCUUUUGGAAUGGGAAAAAUAAAUGUGAGACUGUUUAUUGUUGUCUGAGAACUAGAAAUGUCUUAUACUGCAAGCUGUGAAUGCAGGAAGAGAAGGGAAAUAUAACAGUGCUGAUCUAAUCUUAGAUUUUCUGUGUAAACUGACAUUGUGCCAGAAUACUGAUGCAAAACUGUAUUUUAGUCUAAGAAAUGUAUAGAUUUUUUAAUGUAUCAAAAUAAAGUUUGUUUUUUGG